AUGAGGCAGAGACGGGAUGGUGGUGAGGAAGAGACAAGAUGGGGUGAUGAGGCAGAGGCGGGUGUGACUAGGCAGAGGCGGGAUGGGGUGAUGAGGCAGAGGUGGGAUGGGGUGAUGAGGCAGAGGGAAGGGAUGGGGGUUGAUGAGGCAGAGGCGGGAUGGGGUGGUGAGGCAGAGGCGGGAUGGGAUGAGGCAGAGACGGGAUGGGGUGACGCCCUCCCUCCUCCUGGCCCCUCCCCAUGA
This is a messenger RNA of Knipowitschia caucasica, 243 nucleotides long. Lineage: Eukaryota; Metazoa; Chordata; Actinopteri; Gobiiformes; Gobiidae. The record is from the annotation of a GenBank genome assembly.